AUGGAAGCCUCAUCCAGUGUCCGAUUCAUCGAUAUGCGUUCAUGGAAAGCAACGGCCAGCACCUUGUUCGGCGAAGUUCCAGCUUCGGCCUCGAAUUUUGUCAGCAACAUGCCGUCCAGCCCUUCAAUGAUGAAUUACAUGCCCACAUCUAUUGGAGGCAGUUUCACUGAUCUUAAACAGCAAGAUUCAAAUCCGUCUGCCACUAAUUUAGAGAAAAAAGAGUUUCCUUAUCCGAAUAAAAGCAAUGAUUCUCUUGUUGAUAGUCUUAAAGAAGAAGAAGGACCAUGGGUGACCUAUAGAUUUCAACUAUCAAAAUGGGACUCAAAAUUGGAAAACGAUCAACCAAAAGAAACGCUUGUGGAUGGAUUCGAUGGGGUAUUAACCAAACAAAUUGUUGCAAGGACUUUAUCCAGAAUAAAAAAGAUUCCUGAGUUUGUUGACGAUUAUGCUUAUACCAAAUGCGUUUUAACUAAAAAAAAAUUAACCAAUAUAGAUUGUUUGAAUUCCUAUCAGUACCUUCAAUAUCUCGACGUUUCUUCAAACAAACUCACUACAUUGAAACCAUUAGAAAAUUUAUGUUUCCUCAAAAUUCUAGAUGCCUCGCAUAAUUCGCUCACAUCUGUAUUAGAUUUCAAGGCCCCAUUUUUCUUGACCACCGUCAAUUUGUCUUACAACAGAUUCAAACACAUAAGAGAUUUGAGCCAAUUUUGGUCUCUGACCGAUUUGAAUUUGUCGCACAAUUUCAUCAAAGCUAUCGAUGGGCUUGAAAACUUACGUUAUUUAAUGACUCUUAAACUUAACUCAAAUCGUAUAGAAAUCCUGGAAAACUUGGACGAUCUCAGAUUGCAAUUCCUUUUUCUCCAAGAUAACGUGAUUAAAUUGGACGAGGCCGAUGAAACUGCCAACAUUGAUUCAAUGAAAAUGUUACGAACGAUAAAUUUGAGUUACAACCAAAUUACUUCGCUCAGGGCUUUCGAAAACGUCCUAAAUUUGGAAAGCUUGGAAAUUGUCAACAAUAACAUAUCAAAGCUGGUCGAUAUCUAUUAUUUAAGACACCUUAAGUUUUUGAAUAAGUUGAAUUUGACCGGCAAUCCUGUAACCAAUGUUAGAAGGUACAUUGAAGUCUGCCUGUUGAAUAUUAAAAAUUUGGUUUUAUUGAACGGCGAACACGUUAAUUCCGACUUUUGGCUGGAAAAGUUGAGCAGCAUAAUGGGUACGAAUCAAUCUCAAGCUGAAGCCAAUGAGAGAUUGAGGCUACUUAUGUUGGAAGAAUUAAAUCCGCCUCAAAUAUGGAGCUGGUUAGUACCAUUUGAUCGACCUCCAUUAGCUGUUAUAGUCCUGGUAGGACUCCAAGCCUCCAGACGAGCUUAUACGGCCCGGAAAUUUUGUAGUAAUCACAAAAAUGUGGUAGUUGGUAUUCCACAUACCACCAAGCCGAAACAUCCUAACGAAGUGGAUGGAGACUAUUUCUCUUUUAUCGAAAAAGACAAGUUUUUGGAGAUGCUGAAAAAGGGGGAAUUUUUGACUUAUCAGGAAAAUGUUGGCAAUUAUUAUGGAAUUGCUCAUAGCGAAUUUAAAAAAGCCGAAAAAGCCAUUAUAAUGUUUUACACCGACCUUACUAUGGCGUUGGCGAUAAAAAGGAAAUUCUUGAACACCGUGUUGGUGUUGGCCAUUCCCAGUACGAGAAAAGCUCAUUUGGACAGGCUCAGCAAUUUAUUUGCCAUCCAUUUAAUCGACAAAAACACUUUCAAAAUCCAAAUUGCUCCAGUGGUUGCUACGGCUUGUCAACGCACGUUUGAAAUCGAGAAGCAACGGGUGCUGAACAAAUCAGAAAAUGAUAGUUUAGAUGAUGAUGAUGAGAAAUCAACCGGUGAAGGUGUCCACCCUUUAUUGAAAGUAGAUGAAAAUGAUAUUGACACCAUUUCGAGUGAUUCAUUUUGGGACGCUCAGAUUGAUUUCGAGGAUUACAACAAAGCGAGCAUUAGCGAUAUUAUACAGAUUUGGUGGGCUCACACUACUCCUGCACAUUCAUUGAGUAUGAUAAUUGCACCAACUGCCCUGUCCUCAAUGCACAUCUCCAAGAAUGCUAAUUUAAGCAGAGAAGAUUCUAAGGUAAUCUUUGCUUUAUUAGAAAUCGGAGUUUGA
Messenger RNA from Ceutorhynchus assimilis (cabbage seed weevil), 2145 nucleotides. The record is from the annotation of a GenBank genome assembly. Lineage: Eukaryota; Metazoa; Arthropoda; Insecta; Coleoptera; Curculionidae.